AUUCGCCUUCAUCCUUACUUUCCAUCAAACAUCAUAGGAAUGUUUUAAAACCAAUUGUCUACUACCAUACCCAGGUAGGUAUGUACCGGUAAGAGAAAAGUUUUGCUAUUUCCGUAGAAUUAACGCUAUCGAACCUAUUUCUACUCGCCGACUCUCACCUGGGCAGGAAACAGUUCAACUAGACACCCCUCUCAUUUCGCCAAGAUUGUGUCCAUGCGCUCGUACGAGGCUCCGUCCAGCCUCAACGCCCACUAAGCUCUCGAUCUCUGUUAGUUUUAGGUCAAGCAAUCAGCCGUGGCGGCGCCCAGCCGAAGCCAUGCAAACCAUGGCCUGUUUUCUUUUUUCUUUCUUUUUGUUAUACCCCUGGCCUACAAGCUGGCGCUCCCCCGGAUCGCAUGCAAGACACGUUCUUCAAGGGGGUUUGGUUUUCUGAGGCGGCGUCAUCGGCGAUGACGAAAAAAUUGAAGGAGCGACGACGGGCUCGUCGCUGCAGAAUACUACCUAAGGCGCCCCUUUGUCUGUGGUUCGUACCCAAGGAUUAGUGGCCCUCUAGUCUUUGAGAGAUGUCCCUGCAUCUGUCAGUCUUCUUAUACUAGACCCCCCAGUGAUCUUCCCUUUUCCACUAGUCAGCUACAGCUUGAUGACCCGUUUCAUUAUUCGUUACGUUUUCUCUUCUCGUUUUCUCUCUCACUCGCACGCACGGCUAUAUCCGUGUGUUCUCUUUUGUUCACCUUUGGCCAUUUUUUCUCGACUUUUUCCCAAGAGGACCAGGGACCUCUUAUUCACACAUCAUCUGAGCCCGCUGAGCGAAUGUGUUCUAUUCUGUUGUAAAUAUAGUAAACGGGCCCAAGUCCUUUAUUUUUCUUUUCUAUUAUUAUUUUUUCUACUCUACCAACUAUUUCAAACGUGGACAGUGUUCCACAGGUCACUGGCUUUCGUUCUCACAAGCCAUCGACUUUAUUCUAGCCUCGUGAAGGAUCUCGAAUUCGGUCCCCUUGGCAGGGCUGUUACCAUCCGAUAUUCUCACGUUGCAACACUCAAACCAGCAAACAAAAGGCUAGUCAAGAUGUCCGGUACGGGCAACAAUGACUCCGGUGCCGCGCAUGGGAAGAAGAAGCCUGCGCCGCUCAUGACAAGCAAAUAUGUACCGUCGACGGAAUAUCAGUCAAAUCGUCUGGCACCAAUGAAACCUUUAGCCAUGCCGUCGCCGCUCUCUCCGGCUUUCAGGUCUCCAGGUCAGCAAAAGCCUCUCAUAACUCCGGUCGGGCUUCCCUCUAGUCCAGCAUACGGCUUCCAGGCACCGCAGCCACCUCCAUACCUACAGCCAGACCCGCCAUCGCCCACAUACAGUCAAGCAUCAUUUGUGCCACUCAACUCUUUAAAGCAAGAUGAGGCGCAUCCUUUGGACCUUCAGCCCCCGCGCAUGGGCCAGAGCCCCUACGGUAACCAUAACAUUCCCAACGGCAGCACUCAUAGCGUCUACAACUACUCAACCGACUGGAUCCCGAUGCAGCCCCCGACCCCAAGGAAUGGUGGAUUCGGAAUCAGCAGCACUGGACUUCCGAUUACGGCAGCAGACGCCGAGGCUGAGGCCUUGGCAUUGAAGAAGCGAAAGAGGCUCAGAAUGUUGGUUUUCUGUGGUGUUCCGGCGGUGGCGGUCCUAACUGCCCUGACACUGGGCGUUAUUUUUGGCUUUAUGCGAUACGGAUCAAAUGGCAGCGCUUGAUCGGCGAGGAACUCCUCCUCGUAUGGGGGUCUCCGGUGGUUUCCGGUAUUUAAUUAUUGCUUUUCCGACUUUUAUGGCCAGACAAAGAUGCAAGCAUGGACAGCCCUGGACACCUUGUUCAAACGAGCUGUCAGUGCUUUGCCCGGUACUGGCCCAAGCGACGCCGCAGCUAUCUCAAUGGGAUAGAAGAAUCUAGACGAAUUCUAGGCAAAUAUGGAUUUUUUUCUUCUGGCGUUAUAUCUAGGAAUCGAAUAGAUCGGCAGGGGGCAGGCCCCAAUUAAUAAUACAUGGAUGAAAAGUAUUGAAUACAAGAGUCUUGCCCGGCGCAGAUUCAGUACACACACCAUCAGCCAACAUCUAAC
Pyricularia oryzae 70-15 is the source of this 2088-nucleotide messenger RNA. RefSeq lists its product as uncharacterized. The coding region runs from base 641 to 1726 and encodes 361 amino acids. The record is from RefSeq and is a predicted model, not a curated record. Lineage: Eukaryota; Fungi; Ascomycota; Sordariomycetes; Magnaporthales; Pyriculariaceae. The transcript has a single exon.